AUGUCGGGUAUACCCUUCAUCACACGCCUUUACACCUCGAAUACCGGGGGAACAGAGCUGUAUCCGUUGUCAUCGACGUCAACCACGUCCAGCGGCGCCGCAGCAGCUGACCACAGUGACCAGCCUACCUUCUGGGACCACCUCCCGGCUUCCUUUCGCACUGGACCACCGGGAAACGAAAUCAAGGCAGUGAACCAUGCUACUCUGGCGGAGUUUCUGAAGUUAGAGUUCUCGCUGGACCGUCUUGACGCUAUAUAUGGAAAACUCUGGCGUGUCGGGGCUAUCCGACCAGCCAGAUCACUGAACGCCCAACUUGUGCUGGGUCGCACGAUCGUGCUCAACAAUUCCCUUGAUAUGCAUCUUGUUUGGGGAGACAUGAAGAUAUUCCUCAAACCGUUGCCCCGCUAUCUUCUCGAGCCCGCGUUCUGGGCGCGGCACCUACCUAGUCUUCAACAUCAUUCACCAGCUUCGCCUCGGUCUGGAGUACGAGAGUGUGCUCUGGGGCUUCUAUAUACCUACGCAUGCCUCGUAAAUAGCCCGCUUGAUUUCGAACUGGCGGUUAGAGAAGGCCUUAUACCAAGAGAUGGGGACCAGCCAUCAUGGACCACAUGGCGAAAGUUAGCCACGGAGCUGUUGGAACCCGAGGUUUCCAACCACAUACACCGUCGAUUUCGGCAUGGCGAAUUGAGGCUGAACAGGCUGAAUUGGAUAAACAUCUUCAGCGGCCUUUCUAGUUGCCAGAUGUAUCACAACCCAUGGCAUACCUAUACCGAAUUCGCUAUCGACAACAUGGCCUGGAUCACAACUGCUACUGUCUACCUAGUUGUUGUCCUCACUGCCAUGCAAGUUGGGCUAUCUACAGACGCACUUAAGGAUAACGACACGUUUCAGCGUGCCUCAUAUGGGUUCACGGUAUUUUCGAUAUUGGGCCCUCUCGUUGUUGUCAUCAUGUUCAUGUUGGUACUUCUAGUGGUAGUUGUUCAAAAUUGGCUUCGUGCCCGAAGAACGCCCCACGGGACCGAACUUCCUGUGGAAGUUCCAUCGACUGGGUUUCAGAGGAGGAUUGCGAGAGAAGGAGACGGGAAAUAA
This is a messenger RNA of Colletotrichum gloeosporioides, 1089 nucleotides long. RefSeq lists its product as uncharacterized. Bases 1 to 1089 code for a protein of 362 amino acids. NCBI's taxonomy places the organism in Eukaryota, Fungi, Ascomycota, Sordariomycetes, Glomerellales, Glomerellaceae. The transcript has a single exon. The record is from RefSeq and is a predicted model, not a curated record.